AUGAGCGGUGUGAAUGAGAACCAGACCACCUGGCUGACCCUAGUGGGCUUCGGGAAGCUGAAACACCUGGGCUUCCUCCCCUUUGCCUUCUUUCUAGCCAUCUAUGUGACAACGGUUGGUGGCAAUAUCCUCAUUGUGCUUGCUGUGGCCUCCAGUCGGACCCUCCACACACCCAUGUACUUCUUCCUCUGCCAUUUCUCCCUGCUGGAGAUUGGCUAUACAUCCAACAUCGUGCCUCGGCUUUUACAGAGCUUCCUGGAAGGUGGGGACGUCAUCUCAUUGGUCAGCUGCCUCGCCCAGUUCUAUGUGUUUGCCUCUCUGGCCGCAGCAGAGUGUCUCAUGCUCUCGGCCAUGUCCUAUGAUCGUUACUUGGCCAUCUGCCAUCCCCUUCAUUACCCGGUUCUCAUGAGCACCUGGUGCUGUGGUUGCCUAGCCACGGGUGCUUGGUUCAGUGGCUUCUUCUUCUCUGCCUUCACUCUGGCCUUAGCAGCCCCUCUAUCCCUCUGUCCCGGCCGCCGGGUGAUUGAUCACUACUUCUGUGACUUUGCCCCGGUUGUAGGGCUGUUCUGUGGAGAGGUGUGGAUCAUGUGGGGGGCUGGCGUGAGUAUCUCGGGCUGCCUCACGCUCGCCCCCUUCCUGUUGAUCGUCGCUUCCUACGUCUUCAUCCUGCGGACUGUGCUGAGAAUACCCUCGGGCCACGGGAGGCAGAAAGCCUUCUCCACCUGCUCCUCCCACCUCAGUGUGGUUGCUGUGUUUUACGGCACUCUCAUUGUGGUCUACGUGGCCCCGACAGAUCACAUGCCCUCCUUACUCAGGAAGGCCUUCUCGGUCCUCUACACAGUGCUCACCCCCAUGCUCAACCCCAUCAUUUACAGUCUCAAGAAUCAAGAGGUAAAAUGGGCUCUGCAUAGGCUCCGGAAGACGUGCCCCCGCUGA
This is a messenger RNA of Grammomys surdaster, 936 nucleotides long. Its product is annotated as olfactory receptor 11A1-like. Gene Ontology annotation, molecular function: olfactory receptor activity; G protein-coupled receptor activity. The record is from RefSeq and is a predicted model, not a curated record. Bases 1 to 936 code for a protein of 311 amino acids. The transcript has a single exon. Gene Ontology annotation, cellular component: membrane. Gene Ontology annotation, biological process: G protein-coupled receptor signaling pathway. NCBI's taxonomy places the organism in Eukaryota, Metazoa, Chordata, Mammalia, Rodentia, Muridae.